GUCUUCUCUGUGGUUCGAAAACUAGCCAAUCAAGAAAAACUCAAUAUUUCCAUUAAAAACAAGCCCUUCUGAACUAAUACGAUCGAAAAAACGAAGUGUGAUAAUAAAUAUUAGAUAUAUAAGUUCGAAUAACGUGUAAAAUUUUGUGCGAAAGGUAUUUUAGUUAAGCAAGUGAAAAUAGUAACAUUACAUAAUGCCGUUGCUUCGACUGACUUCGGGUGGUUUUGGGCAGCUGCGUACUUUCGCUACGUCAGCGGCCCUAGGGAAAAGAAUGAAGACAUUCGCCGUGUACCGCUGGAACCCGGACGAGCCUGACAAAAAGCCGUACACGCAGAAUUAUGAGGUGGAUCUCGAUGACUGUGCGCCCAUGGUUCUUGACGCACUACUUAAAAUUAAAAACGAAAUGGAUCCGACCUUGACCUUCCGUCGCUCAUGUCGCGAAGGUGUCUGCGGCUCCUGCGCCAUGAACAUCGACGGUGUAAACACACUUGCAUGCAUUAGUCAUAUUGACAAGAAUCUGUCCAAACCAUCGAAAAUCUAUCCCCUUCCUCACAUGUAUGUUGUGAAAGACCUGGUACCAGACUUGAGCAACUUCUAUCGUCAGUACCAAUCUAUAGAACCAUGGCUGCAACGUGACAAGGAAGCUGUUAAGGGUAAGGAGACACAGUUGUUACAGGAUGUAGAAGACCGUGCUAAGCUGGACGGCUUGUAUGAAUGCGUACUCUGUGCUUGUUGUUCUACAAGCUGUCCCUCUUACUGGUGGAACGGAGACAAGUAUUUAGGCCCUGCUGUACUCAUGCAGGCAUACAGAUGGAUUAUAGAUUCUCGAGAUGAUGCUACGGACAAACGUCUUUCAAAGUUAAAAGAUACAUACUCUGUAUACCGUUGUCAUACCAUCAUGAACUGCACUAGGACAUGUCCGAAAGGCUUGAACCCCGGCCGUGCGAUUGCUCAGAUUAAGACAUUGCUUUCUGGUAUUGUUAAGAAGCAACCUCCGAUCAUGGAUCCCGCAGGCUUGGAGAAACAAACAGCGCAGAACUAGGCAAAUAUAAUAGAUCUAAAGUGUUAUUUGACUUGUACUUAAGGUACAAUAGAAGAUUUAGUAAAUAAGAAUGACCGAUAUACAAAAGUUAAGCAAUACUAAACAUUUUUAGACUUCUUUUUCCUUCAAGAAAUGUCAAAUCAUAGACAAUAAUAGGACAUAUGAAUUUGUUUUUUAUAAUUUAUUUUUAUUAUUGACUUUCUACUCAGAAACUUGACUUGCAUGAUUCAAUUAUUAAAAACAUAACAAAAAUGAAAUUAUAUUAAAAGUAUUAUUUUUUUUCAUCAAAUCACUUAAUUUAUUGUCAUUCAAUGUGAUCUA
This is a messenger RNA of Papilio xuthus (Asian swallowtail), 1363 nucleotides long. RefSeq names its product Succinate dehydrogenase, subunit B (iron-sulfur). Gene Ontology annotation, molecular function: electron transfer activity; oxidoreductase activity; 2 iron, 2 sulfur cluster binding. Gene Ontology annotation, biological process: aerobic respiration; respiratory electron transport chain; tricarboxylic acid cycle. The record is from RefSeq and is a predicted model, not a curated record. Gene Ontology annotation, cellular component: mitochondrial membrane. The coding region runs from base 194 to 1042 and encodes 282 amino acids. The transcript has a single exon. Lineage: Eukaryota; Metazoa; Arthropoda; Insecta; Lepidoptera; Papilionidae.